UGGGUGCAGUAACUUCUGAGGACUCUGAGCGCCGCUGUUCACCCACUAGGAGAGAACCGCAGCAAGCGCUCAAUCCGGAUUUUCAGGACUCCAACUACACAAAGCUCCACAGUUCCUGCAAACAGGCUCCAGGAAUGCAGCGAAACUCAGUCCGGAAUUUAAGGUGCGCAGGCUGCAGAGACUCCCUGCAGCCAGAGAAAGAAAAAGGACCCAGUCAAAACACACAGCGUGCCCAGUGAGGACUCAGCGAGAAUUCCGUCACCAGACAACAAUGGCCGCUCAAAGGAAUAGCUCCGACCGCAGCGCGCUGGUCCAGCUCUGCCUUUUCCUCUGUAUGCCGUGGCAGGCCGAAGCUCGGCAGAUCCGCUACUCCGUUCCCGAGGAGUUAGAGAAAGGCUCUUUUGUGGGCAGCAUCUCCAAAGACCUGGGGCUGGAGCCCCGGGAGCUGGCGGAGCGCCGAGUCCGCAUCGUCUCCAGAGGUAGGACGCAGCUCUUUGCUCUGAACCCGCGAAGCGGCAGCUUGGUAACCGCGGGCAGGAUAGACCGGGAGGAGCUCUGCGCUCAGAGCGAGCCGUGUCUGGUGAGUUUUAACAUUCUUAUGGAAGAUAGGGUGAAACUUUUCGGAGUAGAAAUAGAAGUAACUGAUAUCAACGAUAAUGCACCAAAAUUCCAAGCAGAAAAUCUAGAUGUAAAAAUUAAUGAAAACGUCGCUCCAGGAAUGCGCUUUCCUCUCCCGGAAGCUCUUGAUCCGGAUGUGGGCGUGAACUCCCUACAGAGCUACCAGCUCAGCUCCAAUAAGCACUUCUCCCUAGCAGUUCAAAGCCGUGUCAAUGGCGUUAAGUACCCAGAGCUGGUGCUGGAGCACGCCCUGGAUCGCGAGGAAGAGGCAAUGCACCAUCUGGUACUAACUGCCGUCGACGGGGGUGACCCUCUCCGAUCUGGCACUGUCCUCAUCAGUGUGACUGUUUUCGAUGCAAAUGACAAUGCUCCGGUCUUCAGUUUGUCCGAAUACCGAGUGAAUGUUCCCGAGAACUUGCCUGUGGGUGCACAGCUGUUGACAGUCACCGCCACUGACAGGGAUGAAGGUGCCAAUGGAGAAGUGACAUAUUCAUUCCGAAAAUUACCUGACACACAACUGUUGAAAUUCCAACUAAACAAAAAUACGGGGGAAAUAAAACUAUCAGAAAAUCUAGAUUAUGAAGAAACAGGUUUCUAUGAAAUAGAAAUACAAGCUGAAGAUGGAGGGGCAUAUCUUGCAACUGCUAAAGUGUUGAUUACAGUAGAAGAUGUAAAUGACAACAGUCCAGAGGUGACGAUCACAUCUCUGUUUAGUCCCCUGAUGGAAGAUUCACCUCUGGGGACUGUUAUAGCUCUUUUAAACGUGCAUGAUCUGGACUCCGGGCAGAAUGGGCAGGUCACCUGUUCUAUAUUGGGGAAUCUACCAUUUAAGUUAGAAAAAUCCAUUGACAGUUAUUAUAGAUUGGUGACACACAAAGUCCUUGACAGGGAACAGGUAUCUUCUUACAAUAUCACAGUAAGAGCCACAGAUGGAGGAAGUCCACCCCUAUCCACGGAAACUCACUUCACCCUGCAAGUGGCAGAUAUCAAUGACAACCCACCCACCUUCUCUCACAUCUCCUACUUUACCUAUAUCCCAGAGAACAACCCCAGAGGUGCCUCCAUCUUCUCAGUGGCUGCACUGGACACAGACAGUGAAGAAAAUGCUCGGGUUAUUUACUCCCUGGCUGAAGACACUAUCCAAGGGGCACCUCUAUCCUCCUACGUCUCCAUCAAUUCUGACACAGGAGUACUGUAUGCACUGCGAUCCUUCGACUUUGAGCAGUUUCAUGACCUGCAGAUGCAGGUGACAGCCACUGACAGCGGGGACCCACCGCUCAGCAGCAACGUGUCACUGAACAUAUUUGUGCUGGACCAGAAUGACAAUGCGCCCGAAAUCCUGUACCCCACUCUCCCCACCGACGGUUCCACUGGCGUGGAGCUGGCACCCCGCUCUGCAGAGCCUGGCUACCUGGUGACCAAGGUGGUGGCUGUGGACCGAGACUCAGGUCAGAACGCCUGGCUGUCCUACCGCCUGCUCAAGGCCAGCGAGCCAGGACUCUUCGCGGUGGGGCUGCACACGGGCGAGGUGCGCACAGCACGGGCCCUGCUGGACAGAGACGCGCUCAAGCAGAGCCUGGUGGUGGCGGUCCAGGACCACGGGCAGCCCCCUCUCUCUGCCACCGUCACGCUCACCGUAGCUGUGGCUGAUAGCAUCCCAGAUGUCCUGGCUGAUCUGGGCAGCUUGGAGGUCCCGCACGCCUCUGAUGCUUCAGGCCUCACGUUGUAUCUGGUGGUGGCGGUGGCCGCGGUUUCCUGUGUCUUCCUCGCCUUUGUCAUUGUGCUGCUGGCGCUCAGGCUGAGGCGCUGGCACACGUCGCGUGUGCUCCGGGCUUCUGGAGGCGGACUGGCAGGCGUACCAGCCUCUCACUUUGUGGGCGUGGACGGGGUGCGGGCUUUCCUGCAGACCUAUUCCCACGAGGUCUCGCUCACCGCGGACUCGCGGAAGAGUCACGUGAUCUUCCCUCAGCCCAACUACGCGGACACGCUCAUCAGCCAGGAGAGCUGUGAGAAAAAGGAUCCUCAGUCUUUGUUAGAUGAUUCGAAGUUUCCUAUAGACGAUACCCCUUUGGUGCCACAAGCCCCGCCCAACACGGACUGGCGUUUCUCUCAGGCCCAGAGACCCGGCACCAGCGGAUCCCAAAACGGCGAUGAAACCGGCACCUGGCCCAACAACCAGUUUGACACAGAGAUGCUGCAAGCCAUGAUCUUGGCCUCCGCCAGUGAAGCCGCUGAUGGGAGCUCCACCCUGGGAGGGGGUGCCGGCACCAUGGGCUUGAGUGCCCGCUACGGACCCCAGUUCACCCUGCAGCACGUGCCCGACUACCGCCAGAACGUCUACAUCCCCGGCAGCAAUGCCACUCUGACCAACGCAGCUGGCAAGCGAGAUGGCAAGGCCCCGGCAGGUGGCAACGGCAACAAGAAGAAGUCGGGCAAGAAGGAGAAGAAGUAAUGCGGAGGCCAGGCCUUGGAGCCACAGGGCAGCCUCCCUCCCCAACCAGCCCAGCCUCUCCCUAGCUGUGCCCAGGCCUCGGAUUUUCAGGGCUCACCCCCAGGAUACUGGUAGGGGCCCAGGCCAUGCUCCCCUUGGGAAACAGAAACAAGUGCCCAGUCAACACCGCCCCUCUGCCCCCAGGGGAUUGAAUAUGCAAAGGGAGUUCUGCUGGGAACCCCCAUCCAAUCAAUUGCUGUGCCCAUGGGGGUAGUGGGUUAGUGCAGACACCAUUUAUCACACCCCCUUCAGCUACAGCUGAACUCCUCCAUCUUCCAAAUUCAAUCAGGCCCAUCCAUCCCCUGCCUCCCUCCUCCCCGACCCACCCCACCCUCCUCCUCAGCAGCUCCUCUUUCUUAAGUUGUUUGGGGGUGUUGAGGUACCUGGUGACCUAAAAAGGCUCAUAGUUCUGAAGAGUUGGAAGGGCAUCAUGACCUCUUGGCCUCUCCUUCAGUUCUCAGACUUCCCCCAAAGCAUGGUUUGGUGCCAAUCCCUUCACCUCCUUCCAGGACCUGAGACCAAGCUCAAGUUUUGGGAGAUAUGGUCACCAUUCCCAUGGUACUGAUGCUUGCUGGAUUUAGGGAGGGCAUUUUGCUACCAUGCCUCUUCCCAACACCCUGGGGACCAGUCUUUUGUUUUGUUUUUCAUUGUUUGAUGUUCCCACUGCAUGCUGUGACUUCCCCCUCCCCAAACAAGAGACUUCACUGCAUGUUCUAAGACAGUAUGGGGUGGUAAGAUAAAGAAGGGAAGGGCGUGUGUGUGUGUGUGUGUGUGUGUGUGUGUGUGUGUGUGUGUGUGUGUGUAUGGGGGGAUGGACAAAGCUUGAUCCAUCAGUUAACAGGGUCUUGCAGGAGGCUCUGUAUGCCCCCAGGGUACUGCCCAGAUCCCCAGAUUCCAGCCAUAAGCCAAGCACCAGGCUGGACCCUCAUCUAUCAUAUACAGGGCAGCCCAGGCAGCCAGCGGUGGGCUGAGCUACGGGCACCAAUGGAUUUAAACUGGCAUUAUGGUCCAAGGAAGCUCCGAGCAGGUUUGGGACCAGGUCCCCUGGAGAGGUCAGAGGGGCCUCUGUGGGUGCUGGGUACUCCAGAGGUGCUGCUGGUGGAAGGAUCAGUGUGGCCCCAGCAGGAAGGGAGGGCCAGCUAGACCAUUUUUGGUCCCUGGGUUGGGAAGGAAAGGAGCUAGAGCAGGGACCAAGUGGAAAGUGUCAGCCCAGGAUCAGGGCUUCUCCACAGGGCCCCUGCAUCCAGCAGCCCCAGUCCUUCACCUCGACAGGUGCCAUUGCUUCUCUGUGAAGGCCACUGCCCAGGCCCCCAGUCCGCCCCCUCGUGGCCAGAGCCUGGUUAAAGUCCCCCAGUGCCUCCUUGUGCAUAGACCUUCCUCUGCCCACCCCUUCUGCCCCCGGCGUCCAGUUCACCCAGAGGGGCUUCGCGAGAACCCCACCCCGGCCCUUGCAGUGGUGUAGAGCCCCCCCCUCCCCUUUCGGCUGGUGUAGAAUAGCCAAUAGUGUAGUGCGGCGUGCUUUUCCGUAAUGGCGAGUGGGCCGCGGGCGGCGGGCUCCGCGCAGCCGUCUGUCCCCGAAUCUGCCUGCGGCGGCCCGUGCUGUGUUUCGUGCUGUGUCCACGCGCUGCGGCGACCCCCUCCCGCGUCCUGACUCCUCUAAGCGCUUCUCUUUGCAUAGUCACGUAGCUCCCCACCCCACCCCCUUCCUGUGUCUCACGCAAGUUUUAUACUCUAAUAUUUAUAUGGCUUUUUUUCUUUGAAAAAAAUUAAAAGAUUUCUUCUGAAAGGUU
Molecule: messenger RNA, 4899 nt
Organism: Balaenoptera musculus (blue whale)
Lineage: Eukaryota; Metazoa; Chordata; Mammalia; Artiodactyla; Balaenopteridae
Product: protocadherin gamma-C3
Exons: 4
Coding region: 272-3070 (932 amino acids)
Biological process (GO): homophilic cell-cell adhesion
Cellular component (GO): plasma membrane
Molecular function (GO): calcium ion binding
Source: RefSeq, a predicted model, not a curated record